Molecule: messenger RNA, 4261 nt
Organism: Sphaerodactylus townsendi
Lineage: Eukaryota; Metazoa; Chordata; Lepidosauria; Squamata; Sphaerodactylidae
Gene: EMILIN1
Product: elastin microfibril interfacer 1
Molecular function (GO): protein binding
Source: RefSeq, a predicted model, not a curated record
CUGGCGGGGGGAGCAGGGAGCUGGGGCCCAGAGCUGCCAGGCAGGAAGUCAGGGGGGAGUGAGCAAGCCAGCUCUGGGAAGUUUGCAAAGCUGUCAGAGUGUGUGGAGAGAGCGACCGAGCAAAGCCCUCUCCGCCUGCCUAGUGACGACGGGGCUAAGGCUUUAGGGAAAAAAGGAAAAGGAGGCUCCUGCUCUUGGCAGCAUCCCUGGCUGCCGGCACAAAGGACCAGACCAUGCACGGCUGAUGCGAGACCUCAGGGACUGGAGGUUGGGAACUGGGAUGGCCGGCCCCGUGGCCCCGGUGUGGCUCUGUGUCUGGUGGGGCCUGCUUACUAGGCAAGCCUGGGGCAUGAACUACCCUCCCAGGUACAACCUAUACACGGGCGCUGGCCUGCCGUUGACGCAGCUCCAAAGCACGGCUCAAGUACCCAACGGAGCCCGGGUUGCCAGCCGCCACAGGAACUGGUGUGCCUACGUGGUAUCACGUAGCGUGAGCUGUGUGGUAGAGGAUGGCGUUGACACCUACGUGAAGCCGGACUACCAGCCAUGUGUCUGGGGGCAAAUCCAGUGUCCCCGUGUGGUCAUGUACCGGAGUUACAUGCGCCCCCGCUACAAAGUGGCCUACAAAACGGUGUCGGACCUGGAGUGGCGUUGCUGCCCUGGCUUCACAGGGGAUGACUGUGCCGAAGGGGGGACAGCAAUCACCACCACCCGGCCACGACCGCAGCCCGGACGACCCAACCUGUCUGGCUUCAGCAACACGCUCAGUGGCCUAGGCGGAGAAGGGCAAAGGGACUCUCAGAAGGUGCAGCAGCUGGAAGAGAAAGUGCAAAGCCUCACCAAACAGCUGCAUGACCUGCAGUCCACCAUCCAAACCAGCAACACCAAGCUAGCAGAAGACAUACGCAAGGCGAUAGAGUCCUCUCUGAAUGGUAAACAGCCCGCAGAUGCGGCCGCGCAUCCUGAGAUGAAAGAGACCCUUAACGAGAUCCAGCGUCACCUGCAGCGCCUUGACAACCGCAUCUCCAACCACGAGAACGGCCAAGGCCCCAGGGGCGGUGGAGCAGAUGUCCAUGGUGAGGUCCUACGGGAGGUUGAACAGCGCUUGCAGGAGUCCUGUACAUCCUGCCUGACAGGCGUGGAAGGAGUGCGGCGGCAGCAAGAGGAGGACCGCGAGCGCAUGAGAGCCGUGGAGAAGCUGGUCACGUCUAUGGACCAGCGGAAUCGUGAAGCGAUGAAUGCCAUCCAACAGCACGUGAGCGGCCUCGUUCAGCAGCGCCCCAAGGAUUGCUGCCACCAGCUGGAAGAGCGGGUGAACGGCCUGGAGCACCGCCUGGAUGGCAUCUCGGACUCUCUUGCCGUGCUGAACGAGCACGGAGGGGGAGGCCAGAGGCCACCGUCCCUUCCCCCUCCCUGGAGUGUGGACAGGCGCAUGUCUGAGAUGGAGAGCCGCGUCAACACCACGCAGCGCAGCCUGGAAGAGCACUUUGUGGAUCUGCAAGUCAUGCUGGAGGGAGCGGACGAGCGGCUCCGCCGAGCCGAGGGGCAGCUGGAUUUCUUCUUCUCUCGCCUCAACGACUUCCAGAACCACGUCAACCGGGCCCUGGCCAACCUGUCACGGGACACGGGGGGACUGAAGGACAGCAUCCUGCAGCAGCAAGGGGCUCUGGAGCGAGUGCGUGGGGCGGUGCACACCUGCACUCAGAUCUGCACUCCGUCCGGCAGUCAGGACUCCCAGAUUAGCAGCAUCUUGAGCGACCUGGGACGCCGGGUGCUGGACAACGAGGCACAGCUCCGAAUUCUGGGCUCCUCUGUCCACCAGCUUGAUGUGUCUGGCAAGCUGCAGAACCUGCGGGGCUUGGUGGGAGCGAACACGGAAGCCCUUGGCAAACUAGCUGGGGAAAUUGGCGAGCUUGAGAACAGGCUGGUGGUCUCCGUAAGUGCCGGUCCGCCAGACCUAGUGCUCUAUUCCAACAGCACUAAUAAGCGCCUGGAGCGGCUGGAGAAAGAGAUCGAGGAGUUGGAAGGGGACAGCUGCAGCCAGACUUGCUCUGAGCUGAAAGGGGAGAUGGGGCAGCUUCGGGAACAGGUAGAGACCUGUCAGGCAGCCUGUCAGCCUAUGGGGAGGAGGCCAGAGCUGGACAAAGAGCAGGUGGAUGCCACUAAACCCCUGGACGGCUUCAGCGUGAUCAGCGGCAGCUCCAGCGUCAACCUCAAGUCCUUGCAGGGUGAGUUGUCUGAAGUCAUCUUGAGCUUCAGCGCCCUCAAUGAGACACUGGAGGGGCUGCAGGCCACGGUGGAGAAGCACCAGACAGACAUUCACGAGCUGGGCACCACCAACAAAGACUGCUGUUACAUCAUCGGCAGAGAUCAAACCCGGAAGUAAAGCAGGAAGGUGACGGACCACGCCAGCGUAAAAGCGAGAGCGUUGGCAAGGAAGCAAAUGAGUCGCGAGAUCCACCAGUUCGGCGGCACUCUGCAAGUGGAGGCCUCAGACUGCCGGCGGGCCUCCGGGGGUCUGGCGGAAAGGCUGGCUAAGCUCGAGGGCACUUGCGAACGGCUGGACGACGUGUCUGGUAGCCUGCGUAAGAUCAAGGAAGGGCUGGACAAGCACGUGACAGCCUUGUGGAACUGCCUUCACGAGGUGAAUGGGACCCUACGCAACCACGGGGCCCUACUGGACAAGAUACACGGCAGCCAGCUGGGCACCAUCCAUCGCCGCCUCAGUACCCUUAACGGAUCUCUCCAGACCCUGCAGAGUCAACUGCACGAUCUCACGCUUCAGGAUUUGACAGGACCUCCAGGGCUCCCAGGACUAGACGGUCCCAUAGGGAGACCGGGUCUCCCAGGUCUAAUUGGGCCUCCUGGCAAGGAUGGAAGGAUGGGGCCUGUGGGUCCCCCAGGUCUCCCUGGAGAGCAAGGGCUGCCAGGUCCGGUCGGAAGGAUACCCCAAGUCGCAUUCGCAGCAGCGUUAACCUCCCGGCAUGUGGAGACCGGAACCAUCUCCUUUGACAGGGUGCUGGUGAACGAUGGCAAUUACUACGACCCUGACUCAGGGAUCUUCACGGCUCCUGUUUCAGGCCGCUACCUGGUCAGCGCCAUCCUGACUGGUCACAGGGGCGAGAAGAUCGAGGCAGUGCUGUCCCGCUCCAACCAGGCGAUUGCCCGCAGCGACUCAGCCGGGUAUCAACCCGAAGGCCUGGAGAACAAGCCCGUGGCUGAAAUCCAGCCAAGCACAGGAGCUUUGGCCGUCUUCACCCUCGUCGUCCCCAUGGAGGCUGGUGAGACCCUCUGUGUGGAUCUGGUUUCUGGCCGGCUGGCCCACUCUCUGGACGAACCACUUACUGUCUUCAGCGGAGCCUUGCUCUAUGAGGAGGCUGGAGGGAUAUAAGUGGAAGCGGGAGAGGGCCCUCAGCUCAGCCUAGAAAGGGACCAAAGAGGAACUUCCUGGCUUGCUGACCCAGAUGACCUCCUUUCCUGCGGCUUCUGAGCUGGGGACCCCGGGGGAACUUCCAGCAUCCCAGCAUUUAAGCCUACAGCUUGGGAGCAGGAGCCCCAAGAAAAAUGGAGGGCCUCACUGCAGCGGCAGGCCCUCUUACCCUUCUAGGACCUCUCUCUGGAAUUGCCACCUCCCUCCCUCUUCUCAGCCACACGGCGUAAAACCAUGCACAGACUCUGCCCUCCUGAUGCUUUGCCAGUGCAGCCGUGUGAGUAACCUGAGAAGUGUGAGAGCAUCCAAACCAGCACCUGCUCUCUCAGCUACAUCAGCCCGCCCUGUCCAGAGGGAAGGUAAAGCGCAGCCAUCCAACUCAACAGAAUGAAUCCUGGGGUGGGGGGAGGAGGGAAAUGCCCUUUCUGUUAUUUAUCAGUGUCUGUCGUACCCUGGAGAAACCACACGCUCCCUCCCUCGGGCCGCCGCCACCUCACUGCACCACCAGCCAGUCAACUUCCUGUGCUGCUCACGCCUCACAGCUUGGGCCGCCUUAUCUAGCCACUGCGGAGCUGCAGAUGAAGGCCCUGCCUGCCACCAAGGGACCAGAUCCUGGCUUUUGACCGUAUUACACUGGGCUGUUGAGAGGGAAAGGAGGACGUAUCCUUCACAGCACUGCUGGUACAGAGGGAGAGAAGCAGUGAAGUAACGGUUUCUAGAGGAAGAGAACGGUGCCCCCUCGUGGGUUCCCAUCUUGUGCCUACCUUGUGUAACAGCCAAACUCAGCUACAGUUAUAAUGAUUGAAUAAAGAAACACAACUCUUUUGUAAA